This is a messenger RNA of Xyrauchen texanus (razorback sucker), 2263 nucleotides long. RefSeq lists its product as uncharacterized. The transcript has 2 exons. Gene Ontology annotation, cellular component: nucleus. The coding region runs from base 43 to 1725 and encodes 560 amino acids. Gene Ontology annotation, molecular function: DNA binding. Lineage: Eukaryota; Metazoa; Chordata; Actinopteri; Cypriniformes; Catostomidae. The record is from RefSeq and is a predicted model, not a curated record.
GGCCAUGCGUCAACAUAACCGGUAACAACAAGCGCGUGAAAAAUGGCACAUAACCCAAAUCAGUCAGUAAAAUUGCAAAGAAGACCGCAAGAGGACAGGGAGCUAAAAGGAAGAAAAGGUCUCAAGAUGAAUCAAUGGACAGAGGACAGAAUGAAAGGUGCAAUAGAAGCAUAUAAAGAGCAGGUCGAGUCAGGGAGGAAGCCUGCACUACGCUUACUUGCAAGGACAUGGAAUGUGCCGAAGACAACCCUUCAGAGGCGAGUGAAAGGGCUUGUUGAGGGAUCUGGGCAUGCAUCUGGAAGAAAGCCAUUCAUCCCUAUUGAAGCUGAAAGGGAGUUAGCCAUCCUUCUCACCUCACUCUUACAGAAAGGCUUCCCAUUGAAGAAGACUGAUGUUCAGACUUUUGCUUUCGAGUUUGCAAAGAGAAAUGGCAUCCGAGGGUUUUCUGAAGAAAAACAAAAGGCAGGCUAUUACUGGUUUGAGGGCUUUAUGAAGAGAAACCCAGGUCUGAAAAUAAAGAAACCAGGUGCUUUAUCCCCAACUUCUACAUUAAAGCUCAAUGAGGAGGAGCUGGGACCAUGGUUCAGAACUUAUGAAACCUCCCUCCAUGCUUUGGGAAUUAAAGAUGUCCCGUCACACAUUUGGAAGUGUGACAUAUCAGGACUUCAAGGCUUCUCUUCUGACCAGUUUAUUGGGGAAGCAGGGGAGCCCUGCUUUGAGACCACAACUGAGGAGGAGGAAGAAACUUCCAUAACUGUGCUUGCAACAUUCAAUGCCAUUGGUACAUAUGCUCCUCCACUUAUAAUUUUUAAAGGAAACAAUGUGAGUAGUGAGUGGUUGAAUGGUUGCCCGGAAAAUGUGUGCGUGAGAUCAUCUGAUAAUGGCUGGAUAACAGCAGAGAUGCUCGUUGAGUGGGGGGAAAUAUUUAUUGCACAGCUCCCAAAGGAAGAUGCCAGGCCCCACUUACUGCUGCUUGAUGGCCAAAGUAUCCAUGUCUUCAACCUCAACUUCCUCAGUCUCAUGAAGGAAAACAAAGUUGAAGUUAUAUGCUAUCCUGUAAUGAACCCAGCAAACAGAGCUCUCUUUGGGCGUCUAAAAUACAACUGGUGUGAGGUACGUCGAAAAUUGAAUCGGCAAUGUGCAGGGACGAAGUUGCCUAAAUCUCAUUAUCAUUCUGUUUUCUUGGAGGCCUGGAAGAAGACUGCCACUGUGGAAAAUGCCCAAGAUGGUUUUAGUGCAUUGGGAAUGUUCCCAAUAAAUCAAUUUGCUGUCUCCAGUGAAGUGCUUACACCAAGUGCCAAGAUUGAACAUGAACUUCCUCCUGCCACAUAUAGCAUCCUUUCCCAUUUGCAAAGUAACACAGUGCCCACUGAAGAAUACGCCCAUUCCAGCGCUGAGAACAGCUCUGUUGUUGGAGAGGCAUCCUUCAAAGACUUUGUCGUCAUGCCAAAAAGAGACGGUAUCAGAACACAUUCAAGCAUAGAUCACUUUCUUUGUGAUGAAAAUUCAAAACAAAAGAAUAAAACAAUUCUGAAUAAAAGGACAAAAUGCUCCUACAAAUGCAGGGGCUGCUUUAGUAAAUGUGGCUCUGAUGAUGAUCCAAAAGCUUCUGAAGUGUGGAUCAGAUGCAGCAAUUGUAAGGCCUGCUAUCACGAGUCUUGUGCAGAGCAGGAUGGGAUAUAUGAAUGGGUUUAUGAUUUGGAUGACAAUAAUCAAGAAACAUGAUAACAGAGCAAAGCCUUUGGUGCUUGUGCAGAACAAGAAAACAAUAGUUUAAGUCACAAAAUGUAUGAUGUCCAAAAGCAAUGAUCGGAUUAAUUAUUCUGUGAGAGCAAUCUGUUUGUUGAAUCCAAGGGUAUGCACAUUUGUUUUAAAUAAUCACAUGAUGCCAAACAGAAUUAACACAUUAAGAAAGUUUAUAUAUUAUAAUUAUAUACACAGAAUAGUGUGAUCAAAUGUUGUAUUUUUUUUUUUAAAGACAGGAAGCAGAUUUAAACAAUGACAUGUACUUGAUUAUGAUUGAACAUGGUUUAAGCCAACGUUUUAUUUAAACUAAGCAUUUGAGUUCCCUGUGAAAAAUAUGCUACAGUGAUUUCUGCACAUUUACAAAAGACUAUUAUCCUCUUCUCUCCCAACUAACACAUCCCAUUUAUUUCCUGUACAAUAUUCUCAUUUUAAACACUUACAUACUAUAAUGUAAGAAUACAGAAUAUGUGAAUUAAGUUUGUGUGUAUUUCUGUUUCUGUUCUAUUAAAGUGAUAGU